UAUCACAAGCCGCCAUAUUCGAUUCUGUAAUCGGAUUCAAAUCAUGAGGGAUAAAAACGUCCAAAUUUGAACUAAAGAAGGAAACUCACAGCGACCUUAGAAGGUAAAUUAUUUGCUUCACUAUCUUGGCUUGAAAGAUGUAAAAAAGAACAUGUGCGCUUAACUUUGAAAUGGCUUCCAAAGUCUUCAGGUACAAAGCAGUUUAGCAAAGAUUGAAAGCAUCUUUCGCGAGGAAAAUAGUYAUAUUGUCAAAGUAUUUUCUACAGCUCAACACUGCUAUAAUUUUUUGGCAUUGUAAAAGUUAAAGAAAGUCAAAAAGAAUUUCUAUAAACUGCUAUAAACUGAAGCUGAAUCUCGUGUGGGGGAACUAAUUCUCAAAGCGGCAGUYGAUGAGAAAAAUUUCUGCAAGCUAGAGUUUGAUAAGUGAAGUUCCUAGCAAAAAGUUGAAUCAUUUUUCGUAAAGCAAGAUUCUACAUAAACGAUGUUUAACUUCUCCAAAAAGCGAAUUGCUUUUUAUGUCUUUCUCCUCGUUGUUGGUGAAGUUCUUUUUCUACACUUCUUCGACGUCAAAAAAAUUUUCAAGAGAGGCUCGAAGAAGGUCAAGGCAUACAGACUGCUUUCUGCAAAAGAUCUUGAAGACAAAGGUCCAGACAAAUUCGAAGAAAUCUUUUCUCAAUUCAUCCAGAAUGAGACGAAAUUCAACGACUCGAAGACAGAUUAUCCUUUGGAGAUUCGUCCUGUUUUUGAGGAAAAAGAAAUGUUUGUUUUAUUUAUGGUGAAUUCUGUUCCYGAAAACUUCGAGAGACGACACCUUAUUCGCACAACUUGGGCAAAUACAUGGAAAGGYUCAAAGAAAAAUGGAAAAGCUUCAAAAUCUCUCUACAAAGGACGAGGCUAUCCCAAACUCUUCUGUAAUUGUAUUUUUGUGAUGGGUUUGAGUAAYAGAACAAAGUAUGACAGGAGAGUAGCCCAAGAAGCUGAAAUAUUGGGAGAUAUUUUUCGUGCURGGAUUGAAGACAUGUAUACAAAUGUAGUUGAGAAACUUUGGAAAGCAUAUGAAUGGGCUUUGGAAAUUAACACAAAAUAUAUUUUUAAAGUUGAAGACGGUGUUUACGUGAAUAUACCAAGGUUGGUAUUUUGGUUAAAUAAUGAAAAAAGGCUUCCAGAACAUGUUUAUGCUGGAUACGUUGUAUACCGUCAUCCUGUUGAAGAUGAUUACGAGCGAGAGCUUGAAGAAGGAGGUACCAAGGCGGACGCCGAAGAAAAGAUAGUUUUACCGAACUAUUGUCUUGGAGCGUUUUAUAUUUUCUCCACAAAUGUUCUCAAGAGUUUGGUGGAUUCAGCAAAGACUACUCCUAGAAUCCAGGCAGGGGAAGACGCCUAUAUGGGGUUGAUAACAAAGGAGAACUACGUCCUUCCUCUUAAUGUUGGAAACAGUCUGUUUGUGUUGGAUGGUUCACAUGGGGCUUUGGCUAUUGAGUACACGGAGGAGAAACUCAAGCAUAGUGUGUGUAUUGGGGAUCAAUUGACGAAUGAUUAUAUUAUACAGAUGCAUGAGAGGUAUGUUUAUAUYAGGAGACGAAUAGAUGGGAAAAUAUCAUGAAAAAGAUAKCUCACCACWGGAAGCCCAAAAMACUGUAYUASUCAACAGAAUAAUCGUUGGGCUUCMUGGGGCUUUACUAUAAUCUGAUAGAAGAGAGAAAGAAUGAAUGAGAACUAUGUGUAUAUUAGGAGACAAAUAGAUGGCAAAAUAUCAUAGAGUUGAUAGCUAGCCACAGGAAGCCCAACACAUUGUCACUGUGACAAAGACAUUGUUUGAAUUUCCUGUGUCACCUUCUAACAAAAAGUGAAAGAAUGAAUGAGAUUUAUGUGUUCAUUAUAAAAGAUGGGAAAAUAUAUAAAGAAAGCUCGCCAAAGGAAGCCCAACAUGCUUUCACUGUGAGAGGACGAGUAGUGGUUUGGGUUGCCUGUGGUUCUACGUUGAAGUAAUAGAAAGAAAAAAGAAAAAAUAUGUGUAAAUCAAGACAAAAAAGAUAGGACAAAAUAGAUGGGAAAUAUCUUAAUUUAGAGCUGGCCACAGGAAGCCCAAUGCAUUGUAUCUAUAAACAGGAACAACUGAUUGGGUUGCCUGUGGUUGGAUGCUGAAGUAAUAAAAGAAAACAUGAAAGAUACAGUGUAUGUGGACAUCAGGAAAAGAAUAGCUAAGAAAAUAUCAUAAUCAACCCAUUUUAUUAUGCUCUGUCUACUAAACUGAGAAAUCACAAGACAACUAUUGGGUUACCUGUGGUUCUAAUUUAAGUGAUAAAAAGAGAAGAGAGUCCAUGAAAAAUUAGGAAGCGAAUAAAUGGGAAAUAUCAUGAAGAUUCCUGGAUAGUGCUCCCCUGAUAGGUAUAUGUAUAAAAAGCUUAUUGACUGGCUACCGUGUUUAUAUCAGAUAGAGACAAGCUCACRCUAAAUGAUACAUAUAAAACAUAUAUAAAAGCAAUAAAACACGGCUGUUUAUAUCUCUGUAUUGUAAUAUAAUCACUCUGAAAUCUGCAGAGCAUUCAGAGAAACACCUAGCUAUGCCUUGUGUCCCUAAGCUUGCUUCUCUCGUGCUCUACAGCUCCCAGAGUGUUUAUAACAGUACAGAAAAUGCGUGCAUAGUUUUAUAUUCCUUUAAAGCAACAAUAUAAAAGGUAAUAUUUAUCACCAGUCAUGUUUUGAAAAUAAAUUUUAGUAAAAUA
Molecule: messenger RNA, 2726 nt
Organism: Actinia tenebrosa (Australian red waratah sea anemone)
Lineage: Eukaryota; Metazoa; Cnidaria; Anthozoa; Actiniaria; Actiniidae
Product: beta-1,3-galactosyltransferase 1-like
Biological process (GO): protein O-linked glycosylation
Cellular component (GO): Golgi membrane
Molecular function (GO): hexosyltransferase activity
Source: RefSeq, a predicted model, not a curated record